Molecule: messenger RNA, 3193 nt
Organism: Anastrepha ludens (Mexican fruit fly)
Lineage: Eukaryota; Metazoa; Arthropoda; Insecta; Diptera; Tephritidae
Gene: Gyg
Product: glycogenin-1
Exons: 7
Coding region: 86-2608 (840 amino acids)
Cellular component (GO): cytoplasm
Molecular function (GO): glycosyltransferase activity
Source: RefSeq, a predicted model, not a curated record
GUGAAAAAUUUUGUUAAUUUCGUAAAAUAAAUAAAAUUCAUUUUUUAUUAUUACAUUUAGAAACAACAACUGCAGUUAAAACAAAAUGAGCAAAUUUGCGUGGGUUACGCUAACAACGAAUGACACGUACUCGCUGGGCGCUUUGGUGUUGGCACAUUCACUGCGCCGCACCGGUACCGCCCAUCAGUUGGCCGUCUUGGUGACGCCUGCCGUGUCGGAGGCUAUGCGCCAACGCCUUAAAGAUGUCUACAAUGUGGUGCAGGAGGUGAAUGUUUUGGACUCACAGGAUGCCGCCAAUUUGGCACUGCUCGCACGCCCCGAAUUGGGUGUCACAUUCACAAAAUUGCACUGCUGGCGCUUGAUACAAUUUGAGAAGUGUGUCUUCCUUGAUGCCGAUACACUGGUGCUGCAAAACUGCGAUGAGCUCUUCGAACGCGAGGAACUAUCUGCCGCACCUGAUGUUAGCUGGCCCGAUUGCUUCAAUUCCGGUGUGUUCGUGUAUCGUCCCAGUGUGGAGACAUUCAACAAAAUCACAGAAUUCGCUGUACAAAAUGGCAGUUUCGAUGGUGGCGAUCAGGGCUUGUUGAAUUUGUACUUUGCCGAUUGGGCGUCCAGCGACAUUAAGAAGCAUUUGCCAUUCAUCUAUAAUGUGGCCGCAUUUGCUUCCUAUUGCUACUUGCCCGCAUUCAAACAGUUCAGAGAUAAAAUUAAGAUUUUGCAUUUUGCGGGCAAAUUGAAGCCAUGGCUCAUACAAUUCAAUUCCGAGAACCGCACAGCGCUUACGCCUUCAGAAUAUGCGCAUGCCACUGACUUAAUACAGCUCUGGUGGAAUAUCUUCUGUGAUAAUGUUCAUCAGAAUUUGUCUGGCACUAUGUGUGGCGCAAUCGCUCAUUAUUAUUAUCAUUAUCAACCACAACAAGCACAGCAACAACAACAUGACCACUACCUUCAUCACUACGAACAUGAACAGCAUCAGCACGAUCAUCAACACCAUGAGCAUUCGCCCUCACCAACUACGCAUUUUUAUGAAUUCGGUGAAGUCAAAGAGUUUCGUGAUCCUUGGGAAGAUUACUAUGAAAAUUUAGCCAGAGAGCGAAGUGAUAGCAUCAAAAAUAAUGAACAACAGCAACAGCAAGAGUGGCAGCAGCAUGCACCAUCAGAGCCGGAGUCAGCGCCGGCGCCGACGCCGGCGCCGGAAUGGCAUGAAGGAGAAGUAGAACAGUCUAGUAGUGAAGUGCGAUCGCGUGAAUGGUCGCAGGAACAAAAUGAGGCUAAUAAUAACCAAGAACAAACUUGGCAAGAACAACAAGAUUACCAUUAUGAAGAACAAGAACAGCCGAAAGAACAAUACCAUGACUGUGGUUCUUAUGAAUCCCAUAAACACCAUGAAGAAAGUCAAGAGCAAAGUACAAAUCUUUCAACCAGCGAUCUCAAUGCCAAUGAGAAUGCUGAAGCAACAGCAACUGCUAAGAAUCAAACUAUAAUUUAUGAAGCUGAUAUUCAUAACGAAAACACUGCCCAAAAACAACAAGACUUUUCGCCUGUAACGCAACCAAUGCAUACAGAUGAUACAACGACAAAUACCAUUAGCGCUAGGUGUAGUACAGAUAAGCAAGCAUUCCGUAGUGAAGAAGUGAAUGAAAAAGAAAACAAAAAUAAUAACAAUGAGGCUGGUUUGGCUGGCGCUUUGUCACAGCUGCGUCUCGGCGAGCAACGUACUCCCGAACAGGAGGCCUACGAACAGCUGAUGCGCCGCCAAUGCUGGGAGGCAGGACAAGUCGAUUAUGCGGGCCAAGACUCUUUCGAUAAUAUUUGGAAGAAAAUAACUAAAACAUUGGAAUCGAAGCCCAGCGCAUCGUUGCCACAGGAGGAGGAUAAGUCUGCCAUAUUUCAUUAUGAAAAUCCAAUGCCUCCUCCUCCUAACAACUUUAUCCCUUUACACGUAGUUGGCAUUGAACCAGUGGAACCUGAAUCGGAACGCUUGGAACGCAUUAAUCGCAUGUUGCAAGCAAGCGCUGCCGCAUUGGAAGAGCAGAAAGCGGAAAAAAUACAGCCACGACCACUGCUGUCGCCGGCGCCCACUAACACCACCGCUUCGCCACGUAGCAGAUCGCCCGCAAAUAAUAACACUAAUAGCAAUAACAAUAACAAUAACAAUACUAACACACAAGGACAAAAUGUGCAAAAGAACCUCAAAAGAACGGCCUCACCAAAGCCGUUACAAAAACAAAUACAGACACAACAGUUGCCUCAGCAACAACAACAGACAUUACAGAGACAAUUGCCACAGCAACAGGAAUCAGUGCAAAAGCAAGUGGCACAAGCCAUACAGCAAAGUGCCAAAAUAAUGCAACAGUCGCCACAGACACCCAUACAGCAACAACCAACGUUGCAAACACGACCGCCCCAACAGCAACAACAACAAACUGUACAACCGCCACCACGUAGACACAACGCAACACAACAGCAACCGACCACACAACAACCACAACGGCCAUUGCGCCAGUCCCAACUACAACAACAACAAGCACAAACUUCACAACAGUCGCAAGCUCAAUCGGCAGCCGCCAAGCAGAUCCUUAGCAAAUCCAAUCGUAAAAACAAAUAACAAUUACUAAAAUUGGUGACAUGCUAUGGUUGUCUGCUGCCCGUGUGCAUCCUUGAGGAGCUCGCGGGCGCACGACUACCAAACCCGGUACAUUUAUGAGUACAAAAGAAUUUAGUUGAACUCCCGAAUUCAUAGUAUAGCUGUAGUUAUAAUUUUUUCUCCCCAAAACAAAAGACAUUGUAGAUAUAUACAUACAUGUUUAUCUAUUUAAAGACGGAACGAAUUUUUACAAUAACUAACUCGCUAACAAACAUACAAAAAAACAUACUAAUCUACAUAGAGUGGAUACUCGCAAAGGGGAAGGGAGCUACGCUUAGGCGUUGCUGUAAAGUGCUUUACUGAACGAAACUCAGGCUUCGAAGUAUAAAGUUGUUUACAACACCAAUUAGCUAAAUAAGACGCUUAACACUUAACUAAAAAAAAAUAACUAAAAACUAAAAAUUAAAACCAAAAGAGAACUAACACACAAAUAAAAUAUCCACCGAAUAUUUUUUACUCACACACACACUUUCUUUCCACACGAUAAAUAAAACACACAACAACAAAUUGUUCGACACAUCCAAACAACAUCAAUCACAAUCCACU